UACAUUGGUAUCUUCAAUUUACCAUUAUUCCCAAAAAUGAAUUUAAAACAACCAAUUAGUUGCUUAUCAUCUUCCUCUCCUAUCCAUUGCCUCGUUUAUGCUCUUGUGAUAUUUCUAACUUCCACCACCAUCUCUGCUUCCUAUGGUGGCGGGAAUGAUAUGGAUCAACAGGCUUUGCUGAAGAUCAAGUCAAUGAUCACCAAAGACCCCUAUGGAGCUCUGACCUCAUGGAACAAUUCUCGUCAUUUUUGUGACUGGAGAGGUGUUACAUGUGGGAAGCGCCAUAGACGAGUGGUUUAUUUACAACUAAUCUCUCAAGGUCUAGAAGGCUCUUUGUCUCCUCAUGUAGGAAACCUCAGUUUCCUCCAUGGGGUUUCUCUCUUUAACAACAGCUUUCGAGGAGCCCUCCCUCAUGAACUUGGUCGUCUAUGGAGGCUACGUUUCCUCUCUCUUGAACUUAACAAGUUCAGUGGGGUUAUUCCCUCCAACAUAUCUGGUUGUUCUAACCUUGAAGGGAUUAAUCUUUCUAGUAAUGAGCUAGUUGGAAGCAUACCUAAGGAGAUAAGUUUCCUCUCCAAACUUACUAUUGUGUCACUUCAUGAUAAUAAGUUAACAGGCGGAAUCCCACGUUUCUUGGGGAAUAUUACAUCUAUAGAAGAGUUCUCUGCUGCAGGAAAUAUGUUUUGUGGGAGCAUUCCAGACACCUUAGGCCAUUGGAAAAGUUUAAGGGUAUUUCUCUUGGGUGAUUGUAAUUUGAAUGGAUCCAUCCCUCAUUCCCUUUAUAAUAACUCACUCCUAGCUAGAUUUAGCUUGGCACAAAAUCAAUUGACGGGUAGUCUUCAUCCAGCCAUAGGUGCAAUGCUCCCAAAUCUUGUUGGCAUUCAAUUACGGGGUAACCAUUUAACCGGACCUCUUCCUGUUGAUUAUAUCAUAAGAUCAUGGGUAAAACAUAAACCCUAAUGAUGUAGAUUCAAUCAUAAACAAUAAAAUAAGAGGUGUGUACCUGAUUAGCAGUCACCACACCAGAGAGGGAAGUAGACGUCAUGUUCGUCAGAUUGGUCUGGUUCCCCUUUAGGAUGUAUCUUCUUGAUGGUAGUACCGAGUUCUUUAGGGUUGAAGAACUCGUAGUAAUGGAGAGAGAGGAGGGCGAUUUUAGUGUGAUGUUAUGAGGGUCUAACCCUAAUCCCUCUCUAGUAAUCUCCUUAUAUACACCCAAGGGGAAACCCAAUUAGUUAAUUAGGGUAA
This is a messenger RNA of Helianthus annuus (common sunflower), 1245 nucleotides long. RefSeq names its product LRR receptor-like serine/threonine-protein kinase EFR. The transcript is spliced from 2 exons. Bases 37 to 960 code for a protein of 307 amino acids. Gene Ontology annotation, molecular function: protein binding. NCBI's taxonomy places the organism in Eukaryota, Viridiplantae, Streptophyta, Magnoliopsida, Asterales, Asteraceae. The record is from RefSeq and is a predicted model, not a curated record.